AUGUCGCUGAACCCCCAACCCUUGACAGAGGUGGACGAAGAGAUGAUUCUCGGUGUUUACUCAGAUGAUCCUUUAAUACAAUUUGAAAACGCUUCCAAGUUCAGAAAGAUUCUAUCACAUGAAGAAAACCCUCCUAUUGAUAAGAUCAUAGAGUCUGGAGUUGUGCCUCGUUUCGUUGAGUUUCUUAAGAAGGACGAUGACAAUGUAAUUCAGUAUGCUGCUGCUUCCGUUCUACGACUCAUUUCUGAAGAGAACACCAAAGUGCUAAUUGAUCACGGUGUUAUCGAAAUCUUUGUCCAUCUUCUUGGUAGUGCUACUUCUGAUGUUCAUCUCCGUUUUCAGGCAACAAGGGCACUAGGUAAUGUUGCUCGUGCUUCAGUAGAAUCCCGUAACUAUGUUCUACGGCGUGGUGCAUUGAAACCAGUGUUGGAUCAGCUGAAUGAGAAUACUCAGAUGUGGAUGCUUAGAACCGCCGCUUGGACUUUGUCAAAACUCUUCUCUGGCCAACCCCAGCUUCUCCUUCGCCAGGUCUUCUAG
Camelina sativa (false flax) is the source of this 537-nucleotide messenger RNA. RefSeq names its product importin subunit alpha-1-like. Gene Ontology annotation, molecular function: protein binding; nuclear import signal receptor activity. Gene Ontology annotation, biological process: protein import into nucleus. The record is from RefSeq and is a predicted model, not a curated record. Lineage: Eukaryota; Viridiplantae; Streptophyta; Magnoliopsida; Brassicales; Brassicaceae. Gene Ontology annotation, cellular component: cytoplasm.